This is a messenger RNA of Prorocentrum cordatum, 940 nucleotides long. NCBI's taxonomy places the organism in Eukaryota, Dinophyceae, Prorocentrales, Prorocentraceae. The record is from the annotation of a GenBank genome assembly.
GAGCUCAAUCUCGAGUCCAUCAUCGAGCAAUGCCUCGAGGUCAGGGGCGCUAAGCCGGGCAAGAUGGUGACCGUGCCGGAGGGCCAGCUCAAGGCGCUGUGCUCGGCAGUGCGCGAGAUCGUCCUGGGCCAGAACACUCUUCUGGAGGUGGAGGCGCCGCUCAAGGGGCGCCCGCGGAUCUGCGGCGACAUCCAUGGCCAGUACCACGAUCUCCUCCGCCUGUUCGAGUAUGGUGGUUUUCCUCCAGACAGUAACUAUCUGUUCCUCGGCGAUUACGUCGACCGCGGGAAGCAGAGUUUGGAGGUGAUCGUGCUCCUGUUUGCCUAUAAGAUAAAGUUCCCGGAGAAUUUCUUCUGUCUUCGCGGCAACCACGAGUGCGCGUCCAUCACGCGCAUCUACGGCUUCUACGACGAGUGCAAGCGGCGCUACAACAUCAAGCUCUGGAAGACCUUCUGCGAUGUCUUCAACUGCCUCCCAGCCUGCUCCCUCAUCGAUGAGAAGAUUAUCUGCAUGCACGGCGGCUUGUCUCCUGAGAUCAGCGACAUGGAGCAGAUCCGUAGGAUAACGCGGCCAACGGACGUGCCAGACAACGGGCUCCUCUGCGACCUCCUCUGGGCCGACCCCGACAAAGACAUUGCUGGCUGGGCCGAGAACGACCGCGGGGUCUCUUUCAUCUUCGGGCCUGACGUGGUGAGUACUUUCUUGUCUAAGUUGGACAUGGACUUGGUGUGCCGUGCGCACCAGGUUGUGGAGGACGGCUACGAGUUUUUCGCCAAGCGCCAGUUGAUCACGCUCUUCAGCGCUCCGAACUACUGUGGGGAGUUCGACAAUGCCGGGGCGAUGAUGAGCAUCGACGAAACGUUGAUGUGCAGCUUCAAGGUGCUCAAGCCCGUGAAGGGUAAGGCUGCCCGCUAGGAAUGCGAUGAUGCCUGAAGUAGUC